Amphimedon queenslandica is the source of this 1402-nucleotide messenger RNA. RefSeq lists its product as uncharacterized. Bases 621 to 1364 code for a protein of 247 amino acids. The record is from RefSeq and is a predicted model, not a curated record. Lineage: Eukaryota; Metazoa; Porifera; Demospongiae; Haplosclerida; Niphatidae. The transcript is spliced from 2 exons.
UGGAAGUAACUUUGUCAUGUGACCUAUUCAAAAUGGCUACAAGUAUGACUGACAAACCUGCCGUAGAUACGAUAAAUGCUAGCAAAGGAACAGAAGCUAACUGUAGAGGAAGUAAGAGAAGAAUAUGAAGAAUUCUUGUGUUAAACUUGGUUGAAAAGUAUACGGAUUUUCUGUUUUCACUCCCGCAUAUAUUGCCCAUGAAUUAACUAGAACUUUGAUAAAUUUCUUCUUGCCUUUUACUACUGCUGCUCUCCUCAUUCAAGGAGGCUUACUUGUCAAGAAAAGCCUCAAAAAGAAAGUUAUCAUGUGACAGAAUGUUUUAAUAACUUUAAUAACUACUAAUUAUUGCAUUCCUUUCUGCAACAAAUUCUGUAGCACUGUCACCAGACUCUUCUGCACCACCCCCGCAUACGCAUACAGGCAAACAGAUGGGGCGUGACUGAAAAUCUUGUGUAGAAGGGCUUCACCUAAUUAGUUGUACAUGUAAUUGAACAUUAGUGCUUUAUGUCAAUAUGUUAUACAACUCUGUGUUGGUAUCUAUCAACCUCAGGCCUAUAACAAGCCUCAUUAUUAUAAAAGCCAAGAUGCCUUAACUCCUUGUAUAACCUAUACUUAAAUACAUGCAGUUACAGGCAAAAAAAUUUAAGUUUGCAAGCACUUUUGUUUUUUUUAGUCUUUAUUUAGUUUGUGAAUAUUGUAUCAUUACACACUACAUUGUAUUGUUAAAAAUGCUUUGUUCUUUUUUUGUAGCAAGAACUUUUGAUAAGAAGCCUCCUGACAGUCUGUUUGGCCAUGAACCAUCUCUUCAACUUCCUGAACCUGUUAAUACAUUAGACGCUACAGAUCAUUCAUCAUCAUCUACAAAACGAGUGACAGAGCCACUUGGUGAAGAUGUAUCCAUCGACCAGCAAAAAAAUAAACAAGAUGUAUCAAAGUCACUUGAAACCUAUAAGUCUCAGGAUCUUACUCAUCGACCUGAUUGUAAUUGUACUGGUCAUGGUUGCUUCCAAAGAGGGCUCUCUAUUCCUGACAAUUCAACUCUAUACAAAGAUCCAGUGAUUUCUAAUCAAGAAGUGUUCCCUGGGGAAAGUAUGGGGUUUGAUGUUCCUAGCUCUAAAACUACAUUAAGGGCUACUAGUGAACCAGGUUCUCGUGAGUCAUCAAAUCCUAUGCUUUGUGUUGAUACUGAGACAUCAGAGCUUUCCCGAGUAGCACUAAGAGGGCCAGGAGACAGUGUUAUGUCAUCUGGUGUAGCUGUUUACCAAUAUCAAACUCCAGCACUUGCAACAGAACCAUCUAUAGACCCUAAAAACAUCCCUGAUACAUCCAAUUCUCACCAUGCUAGUCAAUAUCAAAAUAAUUAAGUAUUAUUGCUAUCAUUAUUAUUAUUGUCAUUAUUAUU